Messenger RNA from Emericellopsis cladophorae, 576 nucleotides. RefSeq lists its product as uncharacterized. The record is from RefSeq and is a predicted model, not a curated record. The transcript has 3 exons. NCBI's taxonomy places the organism in Eukaryota, Fungi, Ascomycota, Sordariomycetes, Hypocreales, Bionectriaceae. Bases 1 to 576 code for a protein of 191 amino acids.
AUGGACGAAAGCACACCUCUGCGUGAGAUCAAGUCCGCAGACUCCACACCUUUGAAGACGUCAGCAUGUGAGGAAGAGGUCGAGCCAACAAUACUCACACUGCAUGACGACCACAUUUCACAGAACGGAGAACCAUUAUACGACUCCGAGUCGUCCAACACCUCCAGAUCUCUCGUCUUUUAUCUCGUCCACCCGCUCAACUCGCACUAUCGAACCGACAAACCAGCCUAUUUCGCAACAUGCGCGAAAGAAUCCGGCCUCGGCAACAUUGAACUGAAUAUUGAGAGCAAAGGACUGUCCAAGACGAAGUACAAGGUCCUGCUCAGCGCCGGCCGCAGUGCCUCCAGCGAUCCUCUCUUCUACAACCCCCCGACCACUGCACUAUCCGCAAAGACCAAAUUCGUGGGCGGCAAGUAUUUUUGGACCGACUCGCAGGGGCAGACGAUUGCGCAGGAGGCGUUGACGAGUGAUGACAAACCCCAGCUCAAAAUCAUGCAGGCAAUGCAGACGAAUUUCAGAGACGCUGUCGUUGCUGCAUGGUGCUUGAGGAUAUGGUCGCAAAUCUGGAACGACUGA